Brassica rapa (field mustard) is the source of this 1969-nucleotide messenger RNA. RefSeq names its product probable pectinesterase/pectinesterase inhibitor 51. Gene Ontology annotation, biological process: cell wall modification. The record is from RefSeq and is a predicted model, not a curated record. Lineage: Eukaryota; Viridiplantae; Streptophyta; Magnoliopsida; Brassicales; Brassicaceae. Gene Ontology annotation, molecular function: enzyme inhibitor activity; pectinesterase activity.
AAUCGCAUUAGUGUUCCACUAUGCAUCGCCCGUGACUCUAAUGGUCUGUGACUGUAAUCCAUCUCUCUCCAUUUUUUAAUUUUAAUUUCCGUUAUUUUUUUUAUCAAUUUCCUCAAAUAUUUAACUCAUUUCCAUAUAUAUACACACACAUCAUUCUCUAAUGGCAUGUUCGAAACUAUCCCAUCAUCAUGUCCUCCGUUCUCAUCCUUCUCUUCUCUCUCUUCCUCUUAGCCUCUCCCUCUUCCUCCUCCCGCCACCACCAUCACCACCACAACAAGUCUCCUCCGCUCAACCCUUCGUCCUCUACCGCCUCUCAGAUCCGUCUCGCCUGCAACGCAACUCGCUACCCAGACCAAUGCCUCUCUUCUCUAUCCCAACCAGGUCUUGUCCCUCCAGAUCCCAACCCAUCUCAGAUCAUCCACUCAGCAAUCUCCGUCUCUUACCAAAACCUCGAAACAGCUCAGUCCAAAGUGAAGUCUAUCCUGGACGCGUCCGUAGGGAAUCUAAACCGCACCAACGCCGCGAACACGUGCCUCCAGCUCUUAUCUUACUCCAAACACCGAACCUUAUCGACGGAUAACGCUCUGACACGUGGCCGAAUAAAAGACGCUCGCGCUUGGAUGAGCGCUGCUCUCGUGUACCAAUACGAUACAUGGUCAGCGCUCAAGUACGUCAACGACACAGCGCAAGUCGGCGAAACGAUGUCGUUUCUCGACGGGCUCAUCCACGUCACCAGUAACGCGCUAAGCAUGAUGGUGUCGUACGAUAACUUCGGAGACGACUUAGCGUCGUGGAUUCCACCAGCAACGGAACGAGACGGGUUCUGGGAGAAGACUGGGCCGGGUAUGGGCUCGGAUCCGGGUGCUUUGGGCUUCCCUUCCGGUUUAAAAGAAGACGUUACGGUCUGUAAAACCGGAGAAUGCGGUUACAAGACGGUGCAGGACGCCGUUAACGCGGCGCCUGAUAACAACGGAGUGAGUAAGUUUGUUAUAAAGAUUAGCGAGGGAGUGUAUGAGGAGACCGUUAGGAUUCCGUUUGAGAAGAUGAACGUCGUCUUCGUAGGAGACGGCAUGGGCAAAACGGUCAUUACGGGAUCUUUGAACGCCGGGAUGCCUGGGAUGACCACGUACAACACUGCAACUGUCGGAGUGGUAGGAGAUGGAUUCAUGGCUCGUGACAUAACCUUCCAAAACACGGCGGGACCAGACGCUCACCAAGCGGUAGCCUUUAGAUCCGACAGCGACUUUUCUCUGCUCGAGAACUGCGAGUUCCUUGGGAACCAAGACACACUCUACGCACAUGGACUUCGUCAGUUCUACAAAAGCUGCCGUAUCCAAGGGAACGUUGACUUCAUCUUCGGAAACUCAGCUUCAGUCUUCCAAGACUGCGAGAUCCUCAUCGCGCCGCGUCAAGUUAACCCCGAGAAGGGCGAGAAAAACGCCGUCACUGCACAAGGGAGAAUUGACCCGUCGCAGUCAACGGGGUUCGUGUUCUUGAACUGUUUGAUAAACGGAACGGAUGAUUACAUGAAGCUGUAUAAAGCUAACCCUAAGGUGCAUAAGAACUUCUUGGGGAGGCCGUGGAAAGAUUACUCGAGGACUGUGUUUAUAGGUUGUAAUAUGGAGGCUUUGAUAACGCCUGAUGGUUGGCUGCCGUGGAGUGGGGAUUUUGCUCUUCAGACGUUGUUUUAUGGAGAGUCUAAGAACACGGGUGUGGGAUCAGAUAGGUCGCAGAGGGUUUCGUGGAGCAGUGAGAUACCAGAUGAGCAUGUUCAUGUGUACUCGGUGGAUAACUUUAUUCAAGCUGAUGAGUGGGCUUUGAUGUCUAGUUGAAUCAGGUUAUGACUAAAGCUUUGUAAGAAGAAAACCUUGUCAUCUUACUUUAGUUGAAAAAGUUACAAAAAGAUAUCAAAACAUUUCAUUCUUGUUAGUUAUAUCAACUGAAAGUUUAUAUCUAAAUUGAAUUAAAA